This is a messenger RNA of Caretta caretta (loggerhead turtle), 2883 nucleotides long. The record is from RefSeq and is a predicted model, not a curated record. Lineage: Eukaryota; Metazoa; Chordata; Testudines; Cheloniidae.
CACCGGGCCGGCGCCCUGCAUCCGGUUCCGGCAGAUCCAGCCACCCCACCUGCACCCAGCCGGCAGGAGACAGAGGCUGCUGAGCAGAUGGUGCGGCGCCAUGUCAGGUGACUACGAGGAGGACGUGUGCCGUGGCGCGCUCACCCUGCUCAAGGAGCUCUGCUUCUCCCUGCGGGCGCUGGACCAACACGAGAAAUGCCUGGAGUUCACCGACCUGCUGCGGAACCGGGGGCACCCCCCGCCCACCGACUCGGACAUCUCCGUCAGCCUGCUGUCCGUCAUCGUCACCUUCUGCGGCAUCGUGCUGCUGGGGGUCUCGCUCUUCGUCUCCUGGAAGCUCUGCUGGGUCCCCUGGCGGGACAAGGGGGCCUCGCCAGCCCCACGCAAGGACCACGGCCUCCACGGCCACCUGCACCACUCGCCCUUCGGCGACCUGCUGGUGGAGCGCGUGGAGCUGGGCCCCGAGAUGCCCGAACGCUCCUACCUCGACAUGGACUCCUACCCCGAGGCCACCCUCAAGCUGAGCCAGACCUCGCCCGACCUGCCGGUGGAGGGGCAGGUGGGCCCCAAGGAGGGCAGCGGCAUGCCCAAUGCGCACUCCCACCAGCAGGUGGCCACCUUGGCGCCCGCCCCCAGGUACAACACCCUGCCGCGCCCCGUGACCCAGCAGCUGUCCAGCCCGGAGGUGGUCGGCCACGGCGGGGAGGACAAGCCGGAGCAGGCCACCAGCAUUGGUCAGAUCAAGCCGGAGCUGUACAAGCAGCGGGCGGGCGAGGCGGAGCACCGUAAGGCGGAGGGUCCUCCCUGCGGACGCAUCAGCUUCGCCCUGCGCUACGCCUACGCCUCGGAGCAGCUGGUGGUGAAGAUCCUGCGGGCGCUGGACCUGCCGGCCAAGGAUGCCAACGGCUUCUCCGACCCCUACGUCAAGAUGUACCUGCUGCCCGACCGCAAGAAGAAGUUCCAGACCAAGGUGCACCGCAAGACGCUCAACCCCGUCUUCAACGAGACCUUCAACUUCAACGUCCCCUUCGCCGAGCUGCCGGGACGCAAGCUGCAUUUCAGCGUCUACGACUUCGACCGCUUCUCCCGCCACGACCUCAUCGGGCAGGUGGUGCUGGACAACUUGCUGGAGAUGGCGGAGCGGGAUGAGGAGACGCCCAUCUGGAGGGAUAUCCUGGAGGGCAGCUCGGAGAAGGCCGACCUUGGGGAGGUGAAUUUCUCCCUCUGUUACCUGCCCACCGCCGGCCGCCUGACUGUGACCAUCAUCCGGGCCUCCAACCUCAAAGCCAUGGACCUGACUGGCUUCUCAGACCCCUACGUCAAGGCCUCGCUCAUGUGCGAGGGGCGACGGCUGAAGAAACGCAAGACGUCCAUCAAGAAGAACACCCUGAACCCCAGCUACAACGAGGCCCUCGUCUUCGACAUCCCACACGAGAGCACCGAGCACGUCAGCCUCACCAUCACCGUCAUGGACUACGACUGCAUCGGGCACAACGAGGUGAUUGGGAUGUGCCGGGUGGGGAGUGACGCCGAGGGGCCGGGCCGGGAGCACUGGGCCGAGAUGUUGGCCAGCCCCCGCCAACCCAUUGAGCACUGGCAUCCGCUGGUGGAGGAGAAAGCCCUGAACAGCUACAUCUCCAAGAGUGCCCAGCGCGACAAGCCCAGCAUCGUGGUGGAGAGCGUCCCCUCGGACUAGCCCCCCACCGAGACCCCCAGGGGCUGAUCGUGGCUGGUCUCCCUGGUUCUGCGCUGUUCUCCGUGUCCAGGGGGAGGCGCCGUCAGGAGCUCUGUGUAUGUGUUGGGGGGGCCGUGGGGAUGGGGGUGUCAUUUUUUCUCUAAGCCAUAGGAGAAGCCAGGACCGAGCCGUCUCCAAAUGCCUCUCCCUCCCUGGGGCUGAUUUGUGUGUGUUUGGGGUGGGAGACCACAGGCUGGGAGCCCCCCUCUACUCAGUGACUUGCAUGUUGUAGGGGGUGGGGGGCUGCCACGCCCCACGCCCCUUGUGGGAGGGGCAGGUUGCCUGGCUUUAGCCGCACCCACGCACUGUGAACCCAGGUGUCCGGGGAUCUGCAUCUCGUCCUGAAGAGGAAGGACCUCUUGGCUGGUUCUUUCCACACCCCUGCGUCCCCCCCCGACUGAUGGCUCCUGCUGCUCGCCCCCCCAGUGCUGAGAAGAGACCCCUGCACUGUGUGGGGGCUGCGUCACCCCCCAAUGACUGACUCAUCUGGGGGGGGCAGGGCUGUUUGCAGUGACCCCCAAAGCACCUGGCUUCCCCUGACUGAAAUGGAGGUCAUGCCUCCCUCCCCAGGGGACUUCAUGCUUGAUCUGGACUUGGUGGGGGGAACAUGUCUCCCCCCCAACUUGUUUCUCGGUGGUUUGCAUGAACAUGAUUUCCACCCCCCCCCCCACCAGCCGUGGUGUGUGGGUGUGUGUGGGGAGGAGAAGAACCCAGGCGUCCGGAUGCGCCCCCCCCCACACCCCAGAGCGUAGGGACAGUGGGGUCUGGGGAAUCCGUCUAGGAGAACCCAGACAUCCAGUUCCUGUCUGUCGCCCCCCCCUCCCCCCACGCAUGUCUGUACCUUUGUCUGUCUGCGUUUCUCUGUCCGUCCGUCCCCCGAUGAUCCAUCCUGGGUCUUUGUUUUAAGUGUGUGAGGGGGAAAAAAACCAACCUGCCCCCCCAGGCCUACCUGACCAAGUGGAAACCCCUCUGGAAAAGCCAUAGACCCCUGCCUGCCCCCCACCCCCGGGGCAGGGCACCCAGCGUGCUGGGUGGGGGGCGGGGAGGGGGGAGCAGGCAGGGUUCUGGCCAUAACAUUCUGCAAUAGCGUCAUGGGAACUCGGAGCUGCUGCUAAUGUGACCUUAACAAUAAAUCUGGUGAGAAGUGA